AUGACCCUGUUCCGCUCCCUCUUUCGGCCGAAUAAGUCAGAAUCAGAUAGGCCUUCUCGGCCUCGUCACCCUUGGCUUCGGCCACGACGCUCUCAGUCGGAAUUGGCCGUAUUGAAUGGCCGGUCCGAGCCGGCUGCAACAGCCAAAGAUACAAACACAACUCUCACGCCAACCCAGAGUGAACCCAGUGAAACGAGCGAGAGAAGCAAUCUUGUGACUUAUCAUCAUCCUAUUCAUGGAGCGGAACGUUCGUACAGCCAUGAUGAUCGAAUCCUGCCUGAUAAUAAUCCCCUUAUCGGUCCAGGACACCCUCCCGAGAGCGUUGAGCCUCAAGAGCUGUCCCGAUCUCAACCGGGCUCCCGGCGCCUAAGAAAUCUGAUGUCUCGCCUCCGCUUGAGCAGAUCUCAUGACCAAAGUUCCGUUUCAGAGGAGCCAACCCCCAGUGCAUUGCAGGGUGCAAGGGAAAUCACAAAGGAAGAAACGAAGGCUGCUACGACCGCACAAGAACCACUUUCCCAGAACCAGCCGAACGUUGAGCCUGAACAGAAUCGAAAUGUGAGCGCCCAGACAGUCCAGUCCCAUGAAUCAAGCAAUACUACCAUCGUAUAUCGACCUUCCUCACCACGCAUUCCGUUGUCUGUUCAAGAGCUGGGAGGGGAUUUGGCUUGGGAUGAUCUACUGAACUUUGAUCAGGACAGUGGACACUUGCCAGAAAUAUCGGAUCCUUUUUCAGAUAGCAAGAACUCUGAUCCUCAUCAUCGAGCUCUUACAUCGUCCAGAUAUAGCGAGGAGGCCAUCCGGAAAUCUGAGGCAUCGCGUCGAUCGCAUAGGCACAGCGAGACUGAGAGUUCCACAUUGGCCAACUCCCAUACUAGCAGCCAGCACCGCAGCCAGCAGGACUCCCAUAGUCCUCACAGCUCACAUCAUCUCUCGACUCAGCGGAAUAGCUCUGGAAGCAGUCAGUCAAGUCGAAACAGUCGAAUGAGCCGCCUCGACCCAUCCAAGGCGACUGUUGCAUUCAAUAUGCUGGCGGGCAAGUUGAACGUUGCACUUUCUAUCCCUACAGAUGAUCUCAUGAUCGCUUCAUCUGAAGAUCCAGCAGCGACGCAAGCUGACAGCUCAAUUCUGCAUCGACGCCACCGUUUUCUUGGUCGAGUGCGUCCAGUGCAGUCCAACGCAGCGCUUGGGGAAACUUCGCAGCCACCCUCAUCAAAAUUACGACGGGCAAAGACCUUUGCUAGCUUUGCUCGUCGACCGGAGCCCAUGGUUUCUCUGCGCGGCAAGUCCAUCGAAACUCUUGCUCGUCUAGGAGGCCAUAGCUUCAUCAUCCUCUCGGCUGACCUGGCACCCUGCCCUCUGCAGCUGCCCGCCUGCAUUGUGGCAACGGUGAUGUACCUGCGGAGAUUUGGUCUCAGCGCCGCCGAACUUUUCCUUGAGCCAGGCGACUUAAAGAGUGCGAUUAACCUGUACGACCACUUUGCAAGCCAAGUACUGUCGGCGGAAAAGGAGGAAUCUAAAAUCGCGAUGACCAUGCGCGUGGUGGCCAUGCCCCACUGGGAGGAUGAUGCCGAACCUGUCCUGGUACUCAGUGUGGGCUGGACCCUCAAGGCUUUGCUAAGCGGACUACCCGGGGGCAUCCUCGGCUCUCCCCGCCUGUACCAAACCCUGCGGGACAUCUGCCAUACCGAAGGGAUCCCUGUGGCGGGCCGUGUUCGGCUCAUUACGCUGGCGAUUGUCGCGCUGACCAGUGAGAUGCAAUGCGCCCUCCUCUGCGCGAUUUUUGGACUUCUCACCGGCUUGCUCCAAGAGCCAGCGAGUCCCGAGCUUGCACUGCAUCCACACCAGCCUCAGGCGCCGGCCGAACAGGCGGCACCCGGGACUGUCGUCCGGCCUGUGGCAAGUGUGUCGAAAGCCGAUAGAUUGGCGCGGGUAUUUGGACCGCUGCUGAUCGGGACUGGCCCGCGCGAUCACAACCACGCCGUGCAACCGAAUCCAGUGGAAGCCGUGGAGCAAGAGAUCGCCGAGGACCGCGUGGCGGGGAUGUUACUCGAGCACUGGCGCAGCGUGAGUCGUAAUCUGCGGGACUGGGCUAGCGCGCCCUCGCGCGGGGCAAUGGGAAAGCGGGAGUGA
Molecule: messenger RNA, 2130 nt
Organism: Penicillium macrosclerotiorum
Lineage: Eukaryota; Fungi; Ascomycota; Eurotiomycetes; Eurotiales; Aspergillaceae
Exons: 3
Coding region: 1-2130 (709 amino acids)
Source: RefSeq, a predicted model, not a curated record